AUGUCUCGGGAUCGGUUCCGAAGCCGCGGCGGUGGCGGUGGCGGCUUCCACCGGCGCGGAGGAGGUGGCGGCCGAGGCGGCCUCCAUGACUUCCGUUCCCCGCCGCCUGGCAUGGGCCUCAGUCAGAACCGCGGCCCUAUGGGUCCCGGCCCGGGCCAGGGUGGUCCCAAGCCCCCGAUCCCGCCACCACCUCCGCACCAACAACAGCAGCAGCCACCGCCGCAGCAGCCGCCACCGCAGCAGCCACCGCCGCCGCCGCAUCAGCAACCGCAUCAACAACCGCAUCAGCAGCCGCCGCCGCCACCACAGGACUCUUCUAAGCCCGUCGUUCCUCAGGGACCCGGCCCUACUCCUGGAGUAAGCAACGCACCACCGGCCUCCGGCUCGGCCCCGCCCGCCACUCCCCCGACCUCUGGGGCCCCUCCAGGGCCAUGCCCCACCCCGACUCCACCGCCUGCUGUCUCCUCGGCGCCCCCCGGAGCUCCUCCACCCACGCCGCCGAGCAGUGGGGUUCCGACCACUCCCCCUCAGACCGGGGGCCCGCCGCCUCCACCUGCUGGAGUCCCGGGUCCCGGGCCUAAGCAAGGCCCGGGACCCGGCGGUCCCAAAGGAGGCAAAAUGCCAGGCGGGCCGAAACCUGGAGGUGGCCCGGGCCUGAGCACUCCUGGCGGCCACCUGAAGCCUCCGCAUCGAGGCGGCGGGGAGCCCCGCGGAGGCCGACAGCACCACCCACCCUACCACCAGCAGCACCACCAGGGGCCCCCAUCCGGCGGACUAGGCGGCCGCAGUGAAGAGAAGAUCUCUGAUUCCGAGGGGUUUAAAGCCAACUUGUCUCUCUUGCGAAGGCCUGGAGAGAAAACUUACACACAGCGCUGUCGGUUGUUUGUUGGUAAUCUACCUGCUGAUAUCACAGAGGAUGAAUUCAAAAGAUUGUUUGCUAAAUAUGGAGAACCAGGAGAAGUUUUUAUCAACAAAGGCAAAGGAUUUGGAUUUAUUAAGCUUGAAUCUAGAGCCUUGGCAGAAAUUGCCAAAGCUGAGCUCGAUGAUACACCCAUGAGAGGUAGACAGCUUCGGGUUCGCUUUGCCACACAUGCUGCUGCCCUUUCGGUUCGUAAUCUUUCCCCUUAUGUUUCCAAUGAACUUUUGGAAGAAGCCUUUAGCCAGUUUGGUCCUAUUGAAAGGGCUGUUGUAAUUGUGGAUGAUCGUGGAAGAUCUACAGGGAAGGGCAUUGUUGAAUUUGCUUCUAAACCAGCAGCAAGAAAAGCGUUUGAAAGAUGCAGUGAAGGUGUUUUCUUACUGACAACAAUUCCUCGUCCAGUUAUUGUGGAACCACUUGAACAAUUAGAUGAUGAAGAUGGUCUUCCUGAAAAACUUGCACAGAAGAAUCCAAUGUAUCAGAAGGAGAGAGAAACUCCUCCUCGUUUUGCCCAGCAUGGCACAUUUGAGUAUGAAUAUUCUCAGCGAUGGAAGUCCUUGGAUGAAAUGGAAAAACAGCAGAGGGAACAAGUUGAAAAAAAUAUGAAAGAUGCAAAGGACAAAUUGGAAAGCGAGAUGGAAGAUGCCUAUCAUGAGCAUCAGGCAAAUCUUUUGCGCCAAGAUCUGAUGAGACGCCAGGAAGAAUUAAGACGCAUGGAAGAACUUCACAAUCAAGAAAUGCAGAAACGCAAAGAAAUGCAGUUGAGGCAAGAGGAGGAACGACGGAGAAGGGAGGAAGAGAUGAUGAUUCGUCAACGUGAGAUGGAAGAACAGAUGAGACGGCAAAGAGAGGAAAGCUACAGCCGGAUGGGAUACAUGGAUCCAAGAGAAAGAGACAUGAGAAUGGGUGGUGGAGGAGCAAUGAACAUGGGAGAUCCUUAUGGUUCAGGAGGCCAGAAAUUUCCACCUCUAGGUGGUGGUGGUGGCAUAGGUUAUGAAGCCAAUCCUGGAGUUCCACCAGCAACCAUGAGUGGUUCCAUGAUGGGAAGCGACAUGCGUACUGAGCGCUUUGGGCAGGGAGGUGCUGGGCCUGUGGGUGGACAGGGUCCUAGAGGAAUGGGGCCUGGAACUCCAGCAGGAUAUGGUAGAGGGAGGGAAGAGUAUGAAGGCCCAAACAAAAAACCCCGAUUUUAGAUGUGAUACCUAGCUUUCAUUCCAGUUUGUUUUGUCUUUUCUUGUUUAGAUACCAGCCUUUUAAAUUCUUGCAUUUUAGUAAGAAAGCUACCUUUUUAUGGAUGUUAGCAGUUGAUUGACCUAAUAUUUGUAAAUGGUCUGUUUGGGCAGGUAAAAUUAUGUAAUGCAGUGUUUGAAACAGGAGAAAAAAAUCCCCCCCCCCUUUUUUUUAACUGUAUAAUGUCCUUCAAGUUAUGGCAGUGUACCUUGUGCCACUGAAUUCCCAGAGUGUACCAAUUUUUUUUUUUUUUUUUUACUGUGCUUCAAAUAAAUAGAAAAAUAGUUAUAAUAUUGAUCUUCAACUUUGCCAUUCAUGCUUCUGUGUACAUUAGGCUAGGUAUUCCACUUUUCUGGGAAAUGAAUUUGGAGGCUUCAGUAUUGCUUUCUACAAAUAACUGCCCCCUUGUUUUAAAAGAAGAAAUGCAUAUUGAAGCAGUUUCAUAUUUGUUUGGCAUUAUAGGAAGCAAGACGGUGCUUAGUAUUUUUAAAUGGUUAUAUAAGUAAAGCUGAAUUGUAAAUCUCAUUCAGGAAUGUGUAUUAAGAUUAUGGAAUAGAUGUCAGAACUGUUGGUAGGGGAGAGAGUGAGUUUGGCUAAAUGGAUCUUUUAUGGCCCUGUGAUCUGUCCUUUCCCUGAAAGUUUUUGAUGAAAAAGUGGAAAGAUCAUUCUGUUGCAUUCCCCCAUCCUUGUUUUUAAAAGAACAAAUCCCAAGCCCUAUGAAUGGCUUGUAUUAAACUUUUACAUUUCAAUUAAAGAUUAUUAAACAUGAAGACUUUCCAUGUAUUACUUUAAGUGAUCUAUAAAGAUGGGAUUUAGUCUGAAAAAGUCCACUUGAAAGGAAGGUUUAGUAAACCAUAAAGCAAGCUUAGCUUUAUUUGUACUUUGUAUCUUUAAUAUCUCCUUAUACUACUUUGGUUGGGCACAAUCUGUAGGGCCUAUUAAAGUCUAUUGGUUCUCUUUUCUAAGAGCUAGUGGUGACUGGAAAUAACAAAUAGGGUUGUAAGUAACCAAUCUUCUGUAAAUUUGUUAAUCUGGAGAGAAUUGCUCAUGCUACACAGUACAAAUAUCCCACCCCACCAUAAAGCUUUGGAAUGUCUUCAGUGGUGUUGUCAGUUUAUUGUCAACUUCAUUGAAUCUCCUUUUCAUUAGAAUAAGAGACAUUUUGAUUUAAUCUAAAGUAGAUGGUUUACUGUUGUCUGUUAGUUCUACAAUGGCAGCCUGUUUUUCCAGUGUAAAUCUGUUAGAACAACAACUUCCUAACAAUAGGUAAAGUAAUUGAAUGGUUUGGCUUUGUUCUUAGUUAUGUUUCCAUUCAAAUGUGUACAUGACAUAACUCUAUUAUGGAAUUUGUCUUCCUCCUUUUCACCUCUGUUCUUAGUGCUAAUUGGCAAAAGCAAAAUUCUAAAUGAAACCUUUGCUAAAACGCUGAAGCUUAGUAUUGUGCCUGAGUACAAAGGGACACCUUUUGUUGAAACAAUUGAGCACUUUCUGUAUAGGGAACAUGGUAAUACUAAAAGUAAAACACUAGUAUAGAGUAUAAAGGCAUGUCACCAAAUUCUGGUUUUGUGAGUGAUAGGUACAUGGUGUGCUAAUUAAGGAAGAGAAUCUAAUUAGAAAAUAAGCUCAUUAUUUCUUUUCACCAAGACACUUGGAAUGAUAGAAGUUUUGUCCCAAGUUAAGUUAAUUGGUGAUACAUAUGAGAUUUUCUCUUCAGAAAUAAGGGUCUUGAUUUGAAAGGAGUCCGUUACAAUUUGGUUGAAUUGUAUAGUAGGGACUCGACUAAUGACCAAAAAAUAAGGGGUGUUCAUGGGACACCCACAGAGGGUGAACUUGAAUGUGUGUGGGUGGGGGCUGGCGGGAAAAUGGGAAAAUCUGCCUAUAAAAUUAAUGUUUCAGUUUAUUUUUCAGAUUACAUGCCUUUCUUUAUAAGGGAUGCUGGCACAGACCCUAAAAUAAGCUUUUGGUAGUACUGUACCUUUGAAGAGUGGUGAAGGAUGCUUACUGGAUGAUCUCCUAAAGUUGUGGCUUUUGAUACCCUUACUGUGGGCUGUAGAAUUGCUGAAUGUUGUUUAGCAAAUAAUGUUGCUUAGUUUUAACUGACAUUUGGCUUUCAUCACUGAAACAGCAGUGUACCAAGGAUUGUAAGCUACUCAAACAGACUUUCAACAAGUCUUGCAUAUACAUACGAUAGUGUUUAGUCUAAUGUGAAUUUAAAUCAUCUUUAAAAAGUAGUUUCCUAAAAGCUGAUAUGAAGAUUGGGGUGGGAAAGAGAAGGUAGUUGUUUUGAAGUAUUUAGCCAUUUUUCUCACGUAAAGAAAUCACCUGCCCCCAUUUCUUCUCCACUUUCUCGUAUUAUAAUUUUGUUUUAAGAGGAACGUUGGUUGUUGUUUUUAAACUUAUUCCUCCUAAUCUUUAAAAAGCUGCAUUUUCUAAAAUCCCGGUGUGUUUAGUUAUCUAAUAAGCUUAAAGCCAUUGACUCACGUUAUUUAGUGAAACCAUAAUCCUCUUAGAACUUUAAUUAAACUGCUAAGAAGUACUAUAAACCCCACCACUCUACAGAUCUGUUACAUAACUGAUAUAAACAGAUUACAGUUUUGGAAAUUGUAAUGUUACGCCUCUGCAAUUUUCGUGGGUGGCAUAUUAUGGCAGAUAAAAAUUUAGGUUCUUGGCUUCUCUUGGGCAAGCCACUAAGUUGUGGCAGAACGUUUUCUGGUGUUCUUGGACUGCAAUUAUGCACUAUUAAAGUAGUGGCCUGCUACAUAACUGCGUUUAGCCAGCAUUUCUGCAGUGCGUAACUGUGAGGAACGUAGUACCGCAAAUGGCAAUGGACAUUAGGACCCGGAUGUAGUAUUCCUGCUUGCUCCAAGAUUCUCAUUGCCGACUGCAUACAGGUAAGAAUGAUUGAUGUUGGCUGACUGGAGUGCUCAUUCACUUGAAGCGGAUAAGACAUUUUGUUUUCAAGACAUCACACAGCGGGAGCCAACCAAGAAGAAAAGCUACACAUUGCUAAACUGACAGUGUCUAGGUAAGGAUCAGGUGAGCUGGAUCCAGAAAACCAUUGAGGAAGAGAGCAAGGAGGAAUGAACAACUCAUUUGUUUAAUAAAAGAUAGACAUUUAAAA
This is a messenger RNA of Choloepus didactylus (southern two-toed sloth), 5267 nucleotides long. It is a transcript of the gene SFPQ, whose product is annotated as splicing factor proline and glutamine rich. The coding region runs from base 1 to 2109 and encodes 702 amino acids. Gene Ontology annotation, molecular function: RNA binding. Gene Ontology annotation, cellular component: nucleus. The transcript is spliced from 13 exons. Gene Ontology annotation, biological process: regulation of DNA-templated transcription. NCBI's taxonomy places the organism in Eukaryota, Metazoa, Chordata, Mammalia, Pilosa, Megalonychidae. The record is from RefSeq and is a predicted model, not a curated record.